GUGGUCUCUAACCAUAGAUUGCGUCACAUACAUCGUUAUAUUAUAAAAAGGCUACCAAGGGACACGCCCCUAGGAGCAGCCUAGCAACACCUAGAUCUACAUUUUAUUUACCUAACAUACCUAUCUACUCCUCCACUCUAUCUAAACGCCAAAGCAUCUAUCUCUGAUACCAGCCACUCCAAAUCACACCUGAGAAAACGGCACAGAACUAGAAUACGAUAAUAAUAAAAAUAAAAUAAAAAAUGGAAAAUGGAAAAUAAUUCAAAUUGAGGCCAAGAGAUUGUUGUUCUAUACCACCGGCCCCUCAAGAUCGGGAACGGAAACUCCGAUCGCCGUUUUCCCGUAUCAUUGUCAAUUGAUAUCACCUCGCCCCUUUGUACUCCGACGGGGAUGCCGUCGCAAACCAUUCUAAUUCAUGCAAGCCAGUAGGCGGACUUACCAGAACUCAGUGUCGUUGCUUCAAUUUCAUGGAUCCGAGUCACUCUGGGGUCCGGGCCAAGAGACGGGCCUGUACAAACUGUACGGCGGCUAAGGUGAAGUGUACUCCGUCCAGCCCGAAUAUAUGUGAAAGAUGCCAGCGGCUCCGGAAGCACUGCGUCUAUUUGAACGUCUCUGAGACUCGACGAAAGCAUAGAAAUACCGCACGCGUGGAAAAGCUCGAAGAGCGAUUGGCUGAACUAGUCAGCGAACUGUCUCAUAUCAACAACCACCAAAGGCAACGCACUCCCUCCCCAACAUCUUCAACAGCCAGGACCACUUCAUUGGGGAAUCUCCCUUCAACCGUUCCGCAAUAUACUGGCUCUCCACCCAUCUCCGUCCCGGGUUCUGCUUCGAAUCCAGGGACCAACGUUGCUUCGUGGAACGAAACUGUUCCGGCUCCGUCGUUGCUUCACGACGAUGAGGGAACUGACAUCAUUGACCGCGGCAUAUUGACCAUGGACUAUGCCAGAGCGCUGUUCGACACAUUUAGGUACUCCUACACAAUUCAUUUCCCAUUCGUGAUUCUACCCCCUGACACAACGGCCGAGUGUCUCCGUCGUAAGAAGCCUUUCCUUUUCCUCUCCAUAAUGGCUGCCGCCGCCGUCAGUAACCCCUCGCUGCAACGUUUACUCGGAACAGAGAUUCGGCAACAAAUUGCCACGAGGAUCAUUAUACGGAAUGAAAAGAACCUGGACCUUUUGCAAGGCCUCCUGGUCCACUUAGCGUAUCAUCAUUUUUUCUUUGCACCAGAGAACCAUCAGACGUAUCUGAUAGUCAACCUGGCCCUUACCCUUGUCCAUGAGUUGGGACUCAAUCAUAGUGCGAGGUUGAAGAAGAAUCUCGAUGGUGUCCCGACAGAGUUGGGUAAGAUGGGAAGCGCUGAGAGAUACGGUCAAAGAACGACGGAGGAGAUCAGAACAUUUCUGGGAAUCUUCGUGCUCUCGGAAGAGGUCGCUAAGAUGUAUCGGGAACAGAACCGUGUAUGCGACCAAGACUACGUGAUUCAAUGUUCUCAACAGCUCGUAGAUGCAAACGAAAGGCCAAGUGAUCGAUGGAUCCAACGUUAUAUACAACUCGUUAUACUUUCAGCGCAGAUCAGUGAUACUUUCAGCUACCACAACCUGGGAAGCAGUAAGAUUAUGGGCGAAGGUAGCAUCUGUGUCAUCGUUGACUUAUUUAAGCGACAAUUGGAGUCUUGCAAGAAAACGAUCCAAGAAGAUACCCUCGAGCAAGAAGCUUUCUUAUGGCGUGAGAUCCAAUUUCUGGAUCUCUGGAUCCACGAGGUCUCUUUCCACGAUGUUCUGUGGGAGAGACCCAUCCCGGGCACUCAGACGGCAACGAGGACCCUGCCGCCGACACGCCUCAAUAUGCUGUGGCAUUGCCUCACAGUCGCCAAAGCGUGCGCCAUCAGCUUCCUUGAUGUGCCGCAGGCGCAGAUGUUCCAUCUGCCUUUUAUAGCCUUCUCCAAGAUCUGGUACGUGCUCAUCAUCUUCUUCAAGGCCGUCUUCUUCCACGAGAAGAAUGAGGACCGCGAUGCCUUCGUCUUCGCACCGGGAACAAUUCGUCCGGAACAGCCGUGGGAUGUCGCGCUCGCAGCUCGCACAGGCGAGUUCCGCCUUAUUGCCAGCGCGAUGCACCAGAAGUUUGUCACCAUGAUCACGGACGAGGUCACGACGAACGGCGAUCGCAGCCCCAUGUGGCACUUUGCCUUCUUCAUGAAGGGCAUCCUAGCCGCCUACGAGCACCGCAUGAAUCGCAUAGAGAAAUGUCAUGACCCGUCUAUCGGGAUAGAGCAGCAGCCGGAUCCGAGUAAUAGCGACAAUAAUAGCAAUCAUAACCGAGAUCCUUCCUCGAUGGCAGCGUGCCCGAACAUCCGGAACAACGCGAUGACUGGUAGCACCAACGCCGGCAGAGCACAACCGAAUACUAACGUGAUGGAUACGGGUAGUGUCGCAGUGCCUUUAGACAUGAGCACCAGCAUAGCACCGGAGUGGAUUGAGGAAAUUUCCUGGGGGGCCAUGAUGGACAAUAUCAUGAUGAUGCCUCUGCCAUCCUGGUGAAACCUGUUCAUACCUCUUUCACAGAAUGACAUAUCAAGUGAAUUUUGAUAUGUAAUUGAAGACAACCUACUCCCUGAAGGCGCUAGAGGACAGGGUACUCAAAACAAUUAG
Molecule: messenger RNA, 2651 nt
Organism: Paecilomyces variotii
Lineage: Eukaryota; Fungi; Ascomycota; Eurotiomycetes; Eurotiales; Thermoascaceae
Exons: 4
Coding region: 468-2540 (690 amino acids)
Biological process (GO): regulation of DNA-templated transcription
Cellular component (GO): nucleus
Molecular function (GO): transcription cis-regulatory region binding; DNA-binding transcription factor activity, RNA polymerase II-specific; zinc ion binding
Source: RefSeq, a predicted model, not a curated record